AUGAAUCAACUCUUCCACAACCUUGUGUCCUCGACCUACGGGCGGAUUGGACUUGUGUCUAGCGUGUUCCUCACGUUAUACGUACUUUACGUUUCCAUCUAUCGUCUCUACUUCCAUCCUCUGCGGAGCGUUCCAGGUCCUAGACUUGCUGCUUUGACGCAAUGGGUCGAGACGUACUAUGAGUGCUUCAAGGCGCCCGGUGGUCAAUUCAUGUGGGAAUACCAGAAAUGGCAUGAGAAAUACGGGCCUAUCGUGCGUGUUAGUCCAAACGAAGUACACAUCCAAGAUCCCACCUUCUACGAUACCCUGUAUGCGCAGUCUCGCCACUCGGACAAGCUCAAGCAUCUCGAGCACCGCUUCAACAAUGAGAUGUCUUCAUUUGCUACUGCUGAGCACAGUCUUCAUCGUCUCCGUCGUAGCGCGCUCAACCCCUUCUUCUCUAAACGUAAGAUUACUCAGUACUCGCCUCACGUCCAGAGUCAUAUGGAUCGUCUCUGCAAUCGCAUCGAUUCCGAAUUCGUCGCCAACGGGAAGACGAUGAAUCUGAAUAACAUGUGGGGUGCGUUCACCUCGGAUAUCGUGGUCGGAUAUUGUCUCGAGAAGCCGUAUGACUUCAUCCUGAACCCUGACUUUCGCGCUCAAUUCUCCGACGCCAUGGUUGAUCUUCUCGACCCUGUUCACUUCAUCACGCAAUUCCCAUGGAUGAUCAGAUCCCUGAAGCUACUCCCAGACUGGCUCGUCGUGCUCCUGUCGCCGCCAAUGCGCUCUGUCAUGACCUUCAACAAAGAGAUGGAGACGCAAAUUCAGCACGCCAAAGCCGUACACGCCUCUGGAGAAAAGACAAUGGCCAUCCCAUCUCUUUUCACAGCUCUCCUCGAGUCCGACCUCCCACCUAGCGAACUCUCCACCAAACGCCUGCAGCACGAAGCCAUCUCCGUCAUCGGCGCGGGCAUCGAAACAACAAUGUACACGCUGUCGACAUGCUCGUACCACCUACUCGCCAAUCCUGUGACGCUGGCCAAGCUGUGCACUGAACUCGACGCAGCGAUUCCAGAUGCAAAUCACAUCCCGAAUCUCGACGCGUUGAUGCAGUUGCCGUACUUGACUGGCGUGGUCAACGAAGCCCUGCGAUUCGGCUACGGCACUCCUCAGCGCAUCCCUCGCCUCUCACCAACACCCAUGGUCUACCACACCCCCGAGGUAGACUAUCAGCUCCCUGUAGGCACUAUCGUGAGCAUGGACCAUUACACCGCCUCUCAUGAUCCAAGUGUUUUCCCCGAUCCUUUUGCGUUCAUACCGGAGCGCUGGGCAAACGAUGCAAAGGCGCCAGAUGGAAAGGCGCUAACAAAGUACCUGAUUGCAUUUGGACGUGGAACGAGGAGCUGUGUGGGCAUGCAGCUUGCUCCAUGCUACAUGUUCCUGUACGGCUCACUCAUGGACCCGGAAGUCCUACAAGCGGUCCUGAGCCUCCCAGAACUCCCUACCACACGACCUGCAACCAUUUCUGGCUUCAAAGUCAGAAUGUGGAGUAUAUAUCCAGCGCUCAUACCUAGCGAUGGCGAUGAGAAUGUGUCAGGCGUGGUAUGGAAAGUAGAGAAGGAAGACCACUUCAAGCGUUUGCAGGAGUACGAGACUGGUGCUUACAUCUGGACUUGGUGCGAGGCGACUUUGGAUGACGAUAAGAAAGUCCGCGAGAAGUGUCGGACAUUUUGUUGGGCUGGAGACCCGGAUAGUAAAGAGCUGGAAGAUGGGAGUUUUGAUCUCGCGCGGUACCAGAGGGUACUCAACCCGUCCGUUGUCAAGAAGCGACCUGCAGAGUCAUGA
Molecule: messenger RNA, 1824 nt
Organism: Alternaria ventricosa
Lineage: Eukaryota; Fungi; Ascomycota; Dothideomycetes; Pleosporales; Pleosporaceae
Exons: 4
Coding region: 1-1824 (607 amino acids)
Molecular function (GO): heme binding; iron ion binding; oxidoreductase activity, acting on paired donors, with incorporation or reduction of molecular oxygen
Source: RefSeq, a predicted model, not a curated record